AGAGCCAUGGCCGAGGCGGCGGCGGCGGUUCCGGAAUGGCAUGCGGGGACCGACCUCCAACGGGAGGCCCAGAUUCAGUCUGCAGAGAUCUCCCUUUUGGCCAUCUUGGCUACUGUUCAGGCAGUGGAGAAGAAGAUGGAGUCUCAGGCUGUCCAGCUUCAAAGCCUGGAAGUACGAACAGGGGCAGCUGAGAAGAAGCUGGCCGACUGCGAGAAGACCUCCGUGGAGUUCGGGAACCAGCUGGAGGGCAAGUGGGCCGUGCUGGGGACCCUGCUGCAGGAGUACGGGCUGCUGCAGCGGCGCCUGGAGAACAUGGAGAACCUGCUGCAUAACAGAAACUUCUGGGUCCAGCAGCUGUCCCCGGGCACCAAGGGCGAGGCCCCCAGGGCUCCCGUGAGUACUGAAGACAUGACGGGGUGCUUCUCUGAGCAGGAAGGCAGUCUAGAAGAGUGGCAGAAGGAACUCUGCAGGCACGCGAAGGGACGCCAGGAGAUGCUGGGACCCCUGGAAACGGGUCAGCUGGGACCCCCUGCAGCAGCAGUGUUACCCUGGAUCAAGCAAGAGCAAGAGGCAUGUGGGAGGGACUUGCAGGCCAUGGCAGCUACACCCCUGAGCUCAGAGACCUGGCUGGCCAGCAAAGACAAGAGGAGCCCGGAGGGAGGGUCCGAGGGGCUGGAGCCUGCCUGGGCGGCCGAAGGGGGGCUUGACCAGGAGGACUUGGAAGCAAGCACCUUCUCCAACGAGAAAGAGAUGGCCUCCCUCCCUCCUGGCACCCAGAUCCAGGCCGUGCCAGCCGCGGGGGGCGCAGAGCGGUGCCCGCCCCGCUCCGAGAGCGAGAGUGGCGGGGAGCCCUCCGGCCGCACCCCGCUCCCCGAGGGCGUCGCCGCCAGCCCGCUGCGCCCGCGCCCGGCGCCGCGGACCCACACCUGCACCCAGUGCGGCAAGAGCUUCGUCCACCAGUCCACGCUCACCACGCACUACCGCACGCACACCGGGGAGAAGCCCUACGAGUGCGCCGAGUGCGGGAAGCGCUUCGGCCGGCUGUCCACGCUGCUGGAGCACCGGCGCACGCACACCGGCGAGCGGCCCUUCCCGUGCGCGCAGUGCGGCCGGCGCUUCGGCCGCCUGUCCACGCUGGUGGAGCACCGGCGCACGCACACCGGGGAGAAGCCCUUCCCGUGCGCGCAGUGCGACAAGCGCUUCACGCGCCUGGCCAACCUGACGGUGCACCAGAGCGUGCACGCGGGCGAGCGCGCCUUCCAGUGCGCGCAGUGCGGCGCCCGCUUCCCGCACAAGCCGGGCUUCCUGCGGCACCUGCGCGCCCACUCGCGGGAGAAGCGCUUCGCCUGCGGCCAGUGCGGCAAGAGCUUCGCCGGCCGCUCCUGGCUCGCGCGCCACCAGGGCAGCCGCACCUGCGGGGCCGGCGAGGGCAGCGCGCCCAGCAGCCCUCAGCCCGAGUCCUCAAGGCCCCCGGGCGGCCCUCCCGCCGCGCCCCGGGCCCAGGCCGCCAGGACGCAGGGCCCCCGAGCCGCCCCAGGGUCCCCAGCGCUGGGGCGGCCCCUGCACAGCUUCCCUUCUCGGGUGAAGAUGGAGAACGCGGGGUAG
Messenger RNA from Perognathus longimembris pacificus (Pacific pocket mouse), 1605 nucleotides. Its product is annotated as zinc finger protein 777-like. The transcript is spliced from 5 exons. NCBI's taxonomy places the organism in Eukaryota, Metazoa, Chordata, Mammalia, Rodentia, Heteromyidae. The record is from RefSeq and is a predicted model, not a curated record. Gene Ontology annotation, cellular component: nucleus. Gene Ontology annotation, biological process: positive regulation of reciprocal meiotic recombination. Bases 7 to 1605 code for a protein of 532 amino acids. Gene Ontology annotation, molecular function: histone H3K4 methyltransferase activity; histone H3K36 methyltransferase activity; recombination hotspot binding.